Messenger RNA from Hemibagrus wyckioides, 5891 nucleotides. It is a transcript of the gene gk5, whose product is annotated as glycerol kinase 5. The transcript has 16 exons. The record is from RefSeq and is a predicted model, not a curated record. Gene Ontology annotation, biological process: glycerol metabolic process; triglyceride metabolic process; glycerol-3-phosphate biosynthetic process. The coding region runs from base 823 to 2430 and encodes 535 amino acids. Gene Ontology annotation, molecular function: glycerol kinase activity. Gene Ontology annotation, cellular component: mitochondrion. Lineage: Eukaryota; Metazoa; Chordata; Actinopteri; Siluriformes; Bagridae.
AUUUAUAACCCGUUUGGUGUACUAUUUAUUUCUGUUUGUAGUAAGCCGGCGGUUGGAUAUCAAAUAAGUUCCCUGAGGUGAAAGUGGACCAACAAGAGGACAAUUCCUGUGAAUUCAGCUAUUUUAUGACCGACUCAACCGCGGCGCGGGCAGGAACUGUAUCUCAGCGACAGAUAAGUUGACAGGGCGCAUGAGCGGGAGGGGUUUGUGGUAGAAAUGGUUAAGUUAGCUUGUUGCUAAUUUACUUCCUUUUUGUCGGGUGUUUCCACAAGCGACACGGUUUUAGGUUAUUCCUAUUACAUUACCACACAAAUCAGGAACAGAAACUGUGAGAAGUCCUAAGAGUGACGAAAUGUCUGGUCAGAGUUGUUCAUUAAGAAGUAGUGAUGAUUAAACAUUAUAAGUAACACAAGAUUAUGUUGUCUUUAAGUAAAAAUUAUUUGUACAGUUAAGCAUGAAACUAAUGCGCGGGAGCCAUCUGACCAGGCGCGCGCCCAGCUCCUGACCAAUCAGUUCCUCGCGACAGUUAUCCGCGUGCGCCCCGAAUUCAACCAAUCAGCUUCCGGAGAAUCUUGACCCGCGUGCCCGAUGUUUCCUUGGUGGAGUAAAAGUCCAAGAGAGCGAAGUGCAGGACUCUGAGAGAGAGAGAGAGAGAGAGAGAGAGAGAGAGAGAACGAGGAGGAGGAGGAGGAGGAGGAGGAGGAGAAGACGACAGUCAAUAUUUCCAUUUAUCUGGCGGUUUUUUCGCGGCCAUGCCGUUCAAGUUCGUAUCCUCGCUCCUGUGAGAGAGAGAGAGAGAGAGAGAGAGAGAGAGAGAGAGUUAUGGGAACGCUGAGAAACGGCUGGACGAAGAGAGAGAGCUUCAUUCUCUCUGUGGACGUAGGAACGACCUCUGUGAGGUGCCAUGUUUAUGAUAAACACGCCAACAUCCGGGGAUCCUGCAGCCGAAAGGUAUCUCUGCAGUACCCGGAGCAUGGCUGGGUGGAGAUGGACCCUGAGGAUCUGUGGCAGAGCUUCGUCAGUGUGGUGAAGGGAGCGGUUCAAGACUCAGGUUUACAGAUGAGUCAGAUGGAGGCUUUAGGUAUCUCAACUCAGAGAGCCACCUUCACUACCUGGCACAGGAAGACAGGGAAACCCUUUCAUAACUUCAUCGGCUGGCAGGACCUGCGAGCGGCCGAGAUGGUGAAGUCAUGGAACAACUCGUGCACCAUGAAGGCAGUGCAUGGUGUAAUGAAGAUGCUGCACUUCCUCAGCAGACGGAAGCGUUUCCUGGCCGCGAGUUUGGUGGUCUUCACACCACAGCACGUCUCCAUGCGUCUGGCCUGGGCUUUACAGCACAUCCCUCAGUUGAAGCAAGCGGUUGAUGAAGGAACUUGUUGUUUUGGGACCAUUGACACAUGGCUGCUUUAUAAACUCACUAAAGGUUUGGUCCACGCUACAGAUUAUUCCAAUGCUAGCUCGACGGCCAUCUUUGAUUCCUAUCAGAUGUGUUGGAGCGGAUUUCUGUGUUCUCUCCUCUCUCUACCUCUCUCCAUUCUCCCCACUGUGCACAACACCAGUCAUCAGUUUGGUUCCUCUGAUCCUGUUAUUUUUGGGGUUUCUAUUCCAAUCAUGUCGGUUAUGGCGGAUCAGCAGGCAGCCAUGUUUGGCGAGUGCUGCUUUGAUACUGGUGAUGUAAAGAUUACCAUGGGAACAGGAACAUUUAUGGACAUCAACACAGGGAACAAACCACACACAUCUGUAGCAGGCCUGUAUCCCCUGGUGGGCUGGAAAAUCGGCUCUGAUGUUGUGUAUCUUGCUGAAGGAAACUCUGCAGACACAGGAACCGCCAUCAGAUGGGCUCAGGAAAUUGACCUGUUUACAGAUGUAAAGGAGACCUCCGACAUGGCCAGCAGUGUGAGCGACUCAGACGGAGUGUGUUUCGUUCCUUCCUUCAGCGGUUUGCAGGCUCCAUUAAAUGACCCUAAAGCAUGUGCAGCGUUCAUGGGUCUGAAACCAUCCACCACUAAGAGUCACCUGGUGCGUGCUAUUUUAGAGUCCAUCGCUUUCAGGAAUAAGCAGCUGUUUGAUGUGAUGUGUCGGGAAACUCGGAUCCCCAUCACUAAAAUCAGGGCAGACGGCGGCGUGUGCAUGAACGACUUUGUCAUGCAGUUAAGUGCAGACCUGCUGGGGCGUAAAAUCUCACGAGCCACGCAUUUCGACAUGUCGUGUCUGGGGGCGGCGUUCGUGGCCGGGUUGGGAGUCGGUUUCUGGAAGAGUAAAGAGGAGCUGAAGAAACUGCAGAUGACUGAGAGACUCUUCCUUCCUCAGAGUGUUAAAGGAGAUGCAGGAGGAGGUGGUGGUGGUGGUGGUGGUGUGUAUAAACCAGUCCUGCAGAGCUGGGAACAGGCCCUGCAGCGCUCCAUGCACUGGUAUAGCCACACAUCAUAACACACACACACACGGUGCCAGACAGUCAGAGCUUAGCCACGUUGUUUACUCUGACAUGAUGAUGAUGAUGAUGGUGAUGAAGAGCCAUGUUUUACUCUGACGUGCCUUAAAUGUAACACACCUCUGACUUCAGCCAUCUUAGACUUUUGUUCAUUUGGUGUAUUUUUGGUGUGUUAUGUUUUUACUUUCUUUAACUACGCUUGAUGACAUCAUCCCCAGUGACGGCUACAAAUAACAGAAGACUGAUGGAUUGAAGGAAAAAACAGUUUCAAGAUAAAAACAGACAGGGCUUUGAUCGUUUAUCUUCUCUCUCUAACCAUUAUUCAAACCCCAGGGAAAUUCUCGACAGAGUAGAUCAAAAAGUAGUUUCUGGUAUUGCUGGAGGAAUAAAAGUGAGAUUAAAGCAGUUAUAAGUAUAUAAUAAAUGAUUAGAUAAAAAGUCACAAUGGGUUUCAUUUAUCAGUCUAAAAUAAAAGUUGUUAAAAGUCUGGAAAUGUUUGGAUGAAGCAAACUGACAGAUUAACUAAAGAUUCAGAAAUGUGGAUCUUGUGUAAAACUAUAAAAGGUGAAAUGAGCGCUUGGGGUAAAGGCUGAAAAAACAGCGUGGCAGUUAUUUUGUCUCAAUUUUAUACCAAUAAAAAAUUGAACAAUAGAUUUAAAUAAAAAUAUUAUUAUUAAUAAUAAUAAUAAUAAUGAGUACCGAAUCCUCUAUCAGCAGAGGAGUUUGUUUACGUCCACAGUUCAUACACCUCCAUUAGUGUGAUCAGAACAGAAUUAUUAAAAUUUUAAUUUCUAGGUGAGUGUCUGCUCGCUUUCUGUAUUAUUUAUUCUUUAGUGAAUACCAGUAAAAUAAAUGGACUGGUUUUGACUGGAUGUUGUGAAAGGAGCUCAGAGCGAGUGCAGCAGCAUGAGGACGUGUCUCUGUUGAAGACUCUGAAGUUUUUCAGUACGUGUCUGUGGAUACGGGCGUCUCCACACGCUGUGAAGAACAUAGAAAUGAACAGUUUCAGCUCCACAUUAGAGCUGGGUUAGAGAAGUGCAGUGAGAAGGUCCUGCUUUAUGUGACUUAGUCUUCUCAUGUGUGAGUUUAGGAUUGAUAGGACACCGUUUUUCACCUAAAUAAUACAUUUCUUUUUUAAACAGAAAUUUUGAUCGACAAAAACAUUCACAUCCACAGGAAAUUAUAUUUCCGAGUAUUCUGUAUUAUUAUUUUAUUCUCAGAGUAUUAAAACCUUGAGUUUGCUUUAACCAUUACUGUUUUAGAGAGUAGACUCGCGAGCAGACGCUGCCUGUAAAGUCGUACAUGGGCGUGUAGGAAUUAAAUAAGCCCCGCCCACUCACGUCGAAAGGUCAGUCUCGUGAGUGGAUCAGAAACGAUCAAAUGAGAAGUUGUGUUUUUAUAAAAUUUGCUUGUAAGAAUAUCUCUCCUGUUUUUUUCCCUGAUGAAAACACACUGGAAUCUAUGAGCUAAGUUUUCAGAACUGACCUCAGCCCCGUGACCUCAAGUGACCUUUCAGUGUGGAGUCUCCUGAACAGAGACACGAGGUCCAUAAGGUCUGUCCUAUCUUGGUCCACCAGCUACAUGAUCUUAAACCUCAGAGGAACCUCAGUCACUCCGGGUUCUCCUCACGGUCACCUUACGAACCGAACAAAUGCCUCGGUUUCCGUAGAAACAUCUUCAAACGACACGUUUCUCGUCUCUCUUUUGGCGACAUGCAACAGAUAUAAAGUGCCUUUAGUGAAGCUCUUCUGUCUAAUUUUACUGACAGAACGUCAGAGAAAUAUAGAAAUAUAGGAAAGUUCUGGGUCUGGUUUAAAUGUGAAUAGGAUCUGAUCAAUAAUAAAUAAACAAAUAUAUACAGUAUCUCACAGAAGUGAGUACACCCCUGACAUUUUUGUAAAUAUUAUAUCUUUUCAUGUGACAACACUGAAGAAAUGCCCCUCUGCUCCAGUGUACAGUAGUGAGUGUCCAGCCUGUAUAACAGUGUAAAUUUACUGUCCCCUCAAAAUAACUCAAUUUCUUGAUAACACCAAAUUUAACACACCUGCUCCCCAUUCACACCUGAGACCUUGUAACACUAACGAGUCACAUGACACCGGGGAGGGGAAAUGGCUAAUUGGGCCCAAUUUGGACAUUUCCACUUAGGGGUGGAGUCACUUUUGUUGCCAACGGUUUAGACAUUAAUGUCUGUGUGUUGAGUUAUUUUGAGGGGACAGUAAAUUUACACUGUUAUACAGGCUGGACACUCACUACUGUACACUGGAGCAGAGGGGCAUUUCUUCAGUGUUGUCACAUGAAAAGAUAAAAUAUUUAGAAAAAUGUCAGGGGUGUACUCACUUCUGUGAGAUACUGUAAAUGUGUUAGGAGGUCAUUUCUGACCCUCAGUGUUUACCCUAAUCAUGUGGUUUAUAGAGGAUUUUCUGCUGCUGAUUUAUUCUUUAUAAGUCGCUUCCCAUCCAAACUUUAAUCUUUUUUUUAACCUUUGACCUUCUGAACCCCGUUCUCUCAUUACUUUAACUCUCUGACUUUACCUUCUGAAGUCUCGUCUUUAUAUUUACACACGAUGCAGAAGAUGUUUUUAUAUAUUUAUAUAUAACAUUACAGAGUUUAACAUUCAGUCCAGAUAAAGGAAGUGUGAUCAUCUCAGAAACUGGGACACAAUGUUUACACAGUUCUGAGGAAAAGAAAAGAACAAUCCACACACUGGAAAGGUAUGGAUUUUGUGCAGAAAUAAAACAUUUAAAUGCUUUUCUGUUCCUUAGAAAUAUUUAAAAUAAGGAGAUAAUAAGAAUUAAAAAGUCCCGAUGCGUCUGCAUUCUGUUUUAACCAUCAUGGUGGUGGUGUUGUGGCAAAGCUCUCGGCCAAUCAGAGUGAGCCUGGUAGUAAAGUAAAUACACAGUAGGCGGGGCUUCAGGUAAAUAAACAGCACAAGCACUAGGUGAGGAUUUAUGUGAACUGAGAUACAAAACACUUAGCUUCUUUUUUUCUUCUUUUUUUUUGACCACUUUUUAAAGUGAAAUAAAUAAAAAAGUUGUUUUUAUUGGAAUGAUGAUUUUCGGACAGGGUUUAAUACACAGCCGUGAAACUUGUCGUGAUUAAAUGAUGUUUCUGUUUCAGCGUAUCUGAGUUGUGUUUUUUGUGAAACGAUGAGCAGGAGAUCUGUGAAGGAGUUUGUAAUAAAACAUCUGAUUAUAAAUAGUUUUUAGUUAUAAUUAUCCGUCUGACGUAAAUGAACAGAGCUGCAGUCAGAGGAGUGGGAGAGUGGUGGGGUUUCACCGGGAUCUGUAGCAGGACUGAGUGAUAGAUCAAAGCUGACCGUUGGCUAAAUGACCCUGUAGAUGGUGAUGGUGAACUAAAGUCCACUUUAAUCUGGAAAUGUUCUGUUUCUGAUCUCUCUGUAACCUCCACAUGACUGUACUGUGAUUAUCGUCAUCAAUUAAAGUCAUCUUCAUUAAACACA